Molecule: messenger RNA, 1529 nt
Organism: Ochlerotatus camptorhynchus
Lineage: Eukaryota; Metazoa; Arthropoda; Insecta; Diptera; Culicidae
Product: zinc finger HIT domain-containing protein 2
Exons: 2
Coding region: 106-1251 (381 amino acids)
Source: RefSeq, a predicted model, not a curated record
CAGCCGGGACAUCAGUACUGCAUAUCCACUGCAUUGUCAAUACUGCAUUGUUUGUAAUUAAAAUUGAUCAGUGCUAGCACUUGGCCACCGUCCUUACUGAACAUAAUGGAUCAAGCUGAAUUGUGUAAAAUAUGCAACUCCGCCGCAUCCAAGUAUUGCUGCCCACGGUGUAACAUUCUGUACUGCUCACUAUCCUGCUACAAGUCCGAGCAGCAUGGUCAGUGUUCCGAAAGCUUCUACCGGGAAAAUGUUAUCCAGGAAAUGACAUUCGCGAAAGAUGAACAGGAAGCGGCACAAUCGUCUGGAAAAAUGAUGGAUAUCCUGAAGCGACUGGGGGAGGCAGAUUUACAGGACGGAACAUUGUACGACGUCGAAGAAGACGUAGAUGACGACGACGAAGAACGAUUCGAAGAAAUCGAUUCCGAUGAUGGAGAAAAUUUUCAGAAUUUGGCUGACCGGUUGGGGGGAAUUGAUUUGGAUAAUGCAGACGCAGUUUGGGGACAGCUAACGGAUGAGGAACGGAGAGAGUUUCAAAAUUUGCUAGAAAAUGGAGACAUCAGCCAAAUACUACCGAUAGUGGAACCCUGGUGGACAAGGGAUUAUAACGUAGAACUGAUACAAUCUGCAAACAGUAAGAAGCUAUCCGGAGGAGAGAAAGAUCUAAUUGAAAAGUGUCCCGCGUUGAAAAAGGGUGUCAAAAAUUUCAAGGACCUCUGCAGUAAAGAUCCCUCACCGUUGAUGAAGUUCAACUUGGCGAACAUAUUGGCAGCGUAUGCUCUGGCGUUCCGAUAUUUCAACGGUGAUUUCAAGGAAUGCCUACAGGAAGUUGCCAACUGUUUGAUAUCAAUUUGCGGGAAUUUGAAGCACAAUACCAUCUACCAUUCGGAAAAGCUAGCCGUCGAGUCGGUUUGCCACGAUUGUCGACAGGAGCAGCUACCGGCUGACCAUGAGACAGCCUUGCUGAUAGCCCAGGAUGUAAGGGAAAUUUUCGACGGGCCUCUCAACUGUGGAAUCAAGUACAAGAAGCACUUUGUGUUGGCUGCCCUGUCGGAUGUCCAUCGCUUGCUCAGCCAGGCAAAAAGAGAUGAUAAGCAGCUGCAGCAAACCGAAUCGGAAAAGCAUAAGAAGGGAGAGUUUAGCAGCAAGUACAGUGAUGAUAUCGGACAGCUUCCACAUCUGGAGUUAGGAAAGUUGAAAAGUUGUACCAAAAAAAUUGAGUUCAUGCUUUCGUAUGUUAAGGAUUAUUUGUGAAAUUUCUGGUAAAGUAAACGGAUGUGUCUCCCUAACCAAAGUAGAUGUACGUAACUGUUGCGAAAAUCAUCGUCCUGGGGUGUGGUAAAAAUGCAGCAUUCCAUCAUAUUUUAGAGACAUUCAGCGAUCUUUCAGUGGAAAGCCAAGGAUUUCCAAGGUAUGGUCGCUUGGUUGCAGUGUUCGGAAAAUCAUUCUCAAAUCUCAUUCCUUGAGCCUCCCUGAGAGAAUAAACUUGCGUGUGAAUGUGGCAAACAAAUCUCUCGCUUAAGUUUCUCAUG